UCCGUAAUAAAAAGUGGAAAUUCCAUUGGAGUUUAGGAGCCUUAUCCAGUCGUGUCCUUAAUUCCAAACUAUCCCCCAAUCCCAACUGCAGCAGCCUUUGGAAUUGGCCAUCAAUGGCGUUACUUCGCCUACUAUGUUCUCCAUCCCUAUUUCCCUCUUCCACCCACUUCCCUCCUUCAUCUUCACCCACUUUCUUUCCUCCCCAUUCUACUACUUCCAUCUAUUCUUUGCAUUCUACUACUACUACUACUUUUUUAUCCCCAUUAAGAAUCUCCAUCAAACCCCAAACACCUUACCUUUACAUCUCCCAUUGCUCUUCUUCCACCCAAACUCCACAAACUGAAAAUGAAUCACAAGAAGAUGAAAGUUUGAAUACUAGAAUUCUUGCUCAGAAUACUCCUUGGGCCUAUACAGCUGAUGACCUUCGCCCUCUCUUUCAGAAAUACGGCACUGUUGAAGAUAUUGAGGUUGCAAUGUAUAACAAGACAAGAAGCAGGGGUUUAGUCUUUGUCACAAUGGGUUCACAUGAGGAAGCUAAAGCAGUUCUUGAAAAUCUUGAAGCGUAUGAACUUGAGGGUAGACCUUUGAGACUUGCAUGGGCUAAGCCAAAGACUAAGAAACCCUCUUCUCCUCCGCGAUCCAAGCCGUUGCCUGUACACAAUCUCUUUGUGGCUAAUUUGCAUUUCGAAGCAAGGUCCAAAGACCUGCUGGAAUUCUUUAAGGCUAAUGGGGCUAAUGUUGUUUCUGCUGAAGUCAUAUUCAAUGAUAAUCCCAGACGAUCUGCAGGAUAUGGAUUUGUUUCAUUUACCACGAAGGCGGAAGCUGACGCAGCAUUAUCCUCCGUUAAUGGAAAGGAAUUUAUGGGGAGAGCUAUAAGGGUGGCACAUAGUAAAAGAUUUCUGAGAGCAGAGACAAAAAAGACCAUCCAGCCCCAAGAACAGCCAUCUGAAUUGGUCUCUGUGGCAGAAUGAGCUAAUGUUGCUGAAAUUUGAAAGUUAAUCCUACGAGGAACCCAUGAACAACAGAUAUAUACUUUCUGAUGAGAGCCAUACUCAAUUUGCCGCCUUGCCAUUAAGAGAGUCAAUUCAUUAGCUCAUAUAACUUGCUGUAACAGUUCAAUAUUUUAGCAAAUAUAUGAUGCUGGGGUAGCACGAUGGAGUAGGAUCACAGCUAUCUGUUUCUUCCCCUGUGUAUUAUUUUAUCAUUAACAUCUAAUUGUCUUCAUUUUGCCCAUUUUUCCGACAUAUACACUCAUCUCCUUAAUAUUAUGAACAAGCAUUUAAUUUGGAGUCACAGUUUUUCACGAUUAAUUGUCAAAUGGCCUUCUUGCGUUUACCCUACUUAAUUUAGGUGACCCAUUUGCUUAUCUAUCCGGAAGUAACAUCCCAAUACCCUUGAUUACCUUACUGUCUCCGUUCAUGCUCUAGCCUGCAUUUACUCCUAUUUCCUCAUACUAACUUAACAAUUCAUAAGUAUGUAAGGUGUGUCAUUCUCUCUAUUACAUUUCAUUUUCAACUUAUUUGCAUUAUCACUUGCUUUGUCAUCUGCUUUUUAUCGUGACAGUUUUUUUGUCUGAUUUAAGUUCUUAGCACCUUUGUCUUCAAUCAACAAUUAAGAAAUCACUUAAAACGUAUGUGCAUCUUUUUUUAAUUAUUAUUUUUGGGAUAAGUUAACGAUUAUUAUUAAGUUACCAUGAUGGUACUAAAAAGAUACAAAAGACCUGCAGGGAAUGGCCAUGCAAUCAGUUACAUCCAUCUCCCAAGUAAAUCUAGAAAAUCCAUAUAUUGGCUAAGACUAUCCACCAUACAUGAUACAACUUACUCCAGAAAUAUAAAUUUUGGAGGCAUUUAUUCUUGAUUCUGGAGAUGCAAUUGUUCCAAAUUUCAAAACACGUCUUGUUCCUCUCUAGCCAAAUAGUCCAGAAUAUACAUAUAGAGAUGGUCCUCGAGAUCUGCUUCAAUGCUCUUGGAGUUCUCUGAUGUUGCCAACAUUCCAUCAAAUCUCUUACCUUCAGUGGCAUUACCCAAUAGACUCCAUAUAUAUUUAGGAACAAAUCCUAGCAUAGUCUAGUUAGUUUGCAGAGUAGGAGGAGGUGAUCUACUGUUUUUUGGUCAUUGUAACAUAAAUAGCUUCUAUUGCACAAUAGGAAUCCUCUUUUCUGCAAGUUGUUUUGAGUUAGGGAGGCUGCCCAAGAGGCAACCCACCCAAACCAUGAUGCCUUGAACCUGCCUUAAUCUUCCAAGUCGGCUUCCAAAGCAGUUAUCAUCCCAUUAUCAACUUGCUUCAUUUGUAAACUAUGGCAGUUGCUGACAAAGAAACUCUCGUCUAGUUGCUGCCCAACUGAGAGUAUCCUGUUUGUUUUGAAUAAUCUGGAAGAUAAGAGUAAACUACGAAAACGACAAUAAACUACGAUAACGAAGGAUCGAAGAUAAAAGGAUAGAUAAAGCAAGCAAAUAGAUAGACACAAAGAAGGAAUUGAAAAGCAAAUAAAGGGUAUAUUAAACCCUAAAUCCUCAAUCCAAUAAUCCUACAAAGCACCUAAAUCUUACAUAAACCACAAGGAAAUCGAACUCCCAAGCAACCAACAUUUUCAAACGAUUGUUCACCGUAAGCUAAUCCAAGCUCACUCACACUCACAAGAGUGUAAUUGUUCAUUAGCAUCAAAGUUUGUCUAAAAAUGAAAGAGAAACUAUUAUUUAUAGCCAAGUGCUAAUUAUUACAAUUAUGGGCCCAAAAGUGACCCAUUUCAGCAAAUUGGGCACAUGCCCACGCAGACCAAGCAUCUGCCCACGCAUGUGGCUUCGCAGGAGCCUCUGGAAAGUCAUCUGCCGAUGCAUCUCAUUCACCUGCGAACGCAGGUGGCUUCGCAGGUGCCCCCUGUGCUUCUCCAAGUUCUUCUUUGCCUCCUUUUGACCUCUGCAAGGCACCUUGACCCUUCUUGGAUGUAAUCACCAUCUCAUGGCACCCUUUUGAUCGCAAUAAGGGGUCGUCAAGGUCCUAAGGCAUUUUGGAUUGUAUCAGCAGGGCUCCAGCAAGUGACAGAAGUCUUCUACUGUGCUCGAGAAAAGAACACUUGGCGCUAAAGAAUGGAUUUUGGGCCUACCUCAACCGAAAAGCUAGAUAGCUCAAGAGGAAGGAUCACCCAAGACCCAUUCCAUAACCACCGAUGUGGGACUUCUUCACACAUCACAAUACUUGAUACUGUAUCAUCAUGAGUGCACCAUGAUUUGUACUAACUUGUAAGGACAUGAGUGAAACAUUCUCCACCUCCAGCUGUGCUCGUACUUGUUUCUGCUUUUAUAUAAACAGCAGUUCCUUUAUUAUUCUAUCAUUCUCCAUAGUAUUUGAACCCUAAUAUUUUUAAUAAAAUUUUAUAUUAGCCACGUAUUACCACCUCACACAUCACCGAGUAUAGGUCCUGAA
Capsicum annuum is the source of this 3423-nucleotide messenger RNA. RefSeq names its product 31 kDa ribonucleoprotein, chloroplastic. The transcript is spliced from 5 exons. Gene Ontology annotation, cellular component: cytosol. The coding region runs from base 114 to 971 and encodes 285 amino acids. Gene Ontology annotation, molecular function: mRNA binding. NCBI's taxonomy places the organism in Eukaryota, Viridiplantae, Streptophyta, Magnoliopsida, Solanales, Solanaceae. The record is from RefSeq and is a predicted model, not a curated record.